AUGAUCCACACGGGGGAAUGGCCGUACAAAUGUGGGGAGUGUGGGAAGGGCUUCAGCUACAGAUCCACCCUGGCGACCCACCAACGCAUCCACACCGGGGAGAGGCCCUAUGAGUGUCCUCAGUGCCAGAAGAGGUUUCGGAUCAGCUCCAAUCUCCUCAGGCACCAAAGGAUUCACAAUGAGGAGAGGCCCUUCCGCUGCCCUGAGUGCGGGAAGGGCUUCAAGCAAAACUCCCACCUCAUCAGGCACCGACGCAUCCACACUGGGGAGGCACCCUACAGGUACCCCACAUGUGGGAAGAGCUUCACCCAGAGCUCUGACUUGACCAGCCAGGAGUCACUGAAUUUCCCAUCCCCAAACCACUGCCAGAUGGAGGAGAAGGCUGCGAGGAAGAGGAAGAUGUCCCGGGACCACCAGUGUGGGGAGUGUGGGAAGGGCUUCAGCUACAGAUCCACCCUUGUGACCCACCAACGCGUCCACACCGGGGAGAGGCUCUAUGAAUGUCCUGAGUGUCAGAAGAGAUUUCAGACCUGCUACAAUCUCCUCAGGCACCAAAGGAUUCACACCAAUGAGAGGCCCUUCCUCUGCCCCGACUGCGGGAAGGGCUUCAAGAACAACUUCACCCUCGUCAUCCACCAGCGUAUCCACACCGGGGAGAGGCCCUACGAGUGUCCCCAACUGCAGGAAGAGCUUCAUGCACUGCUGCAGCUUCAUCCCCCAUUGGAUGACCCAUGCUGGUCAGAGCCCUGGUGA
This is a messenger RNA of Passer domesticus (house sparrow), 753 nucleotides long. Its product is annotated as zinc finger protein 436-like. The coding region runs from base 1 to 753 and encodes 250 amino acids. The record is from RefSeq and is a predicted model, not a curated record. The transcript is spliced from 3 exons. NCBI's taxonomy places the organism in Eukaryota, Metazoa, Chordata, Aves, Passeriformes, Passeridae. Gene Ontology annotation, molecular function: RNA polymerase II cis-regulatory region sequence-specific DNA binding; DNA-binding transcription factor activity, RNA polymerase II-specific. Gene Ontology annotation, biological process: regulation of transcription by RNA polymerase II.